AUGCUUGACACGUUAGAGGACGAUCAAUAUGCAUACCGGCAAAAGAUCAACCACUACUACCCUUUCCAUGAUGAGGGCGAGUGGGAAUUGGGGAAGUUCUUGGUUGAAAACCUCACUCAAACACAAAUCACCAAGUUUUUGAAGCUGAUAUGGUUUAACAAUCACGCAAGACCGUCUUUCACCACGAAGGAUAAACUCUUAGAUUGGAUGGACUCGCUCCCCUGUUUUACAGAGUGGAAAGUAUCCAAAAUAGAGUUUUCAGGCUACAAGACAGUCCACCCCAUCGAACUCAUUUGGCGCAAUGCACUGGAGGUAGUCAAACAACUCUUUAGCGACCCAAUCUUUGCGAACCAUAUGACCUUUGACCCACACCGUGUCAAUGUUGGAGAUCAGUGUGAAUACGGAAAUUACAUGAGUGCCGAUAUGGCAUGGAAAAUCCAGGACCAUCUCCCUAUUGGUGCGACCCAAGUGCCAAUUAUCUUGGGAUCUGAUAAAACCCCCAUCACACAAAUUACUGGAGGACUCGAGAUGCACCCGAUUUUUGUCACCCUUGGUAAUAUCAAUUCGGAGGUUCGCUCCAAAGCAACUUUGCGAGCUUGGCGCUGCGUUGCCUACAUGCCGAUCUCUAAGUUCCGUGUGCAUCCGGAUUAUCAGAGCAUUCUCCAGGCACGGCUAUGGCAUAAAUGCAUGGACCUAAUUUUUGCCAACCUCAAGGCCGCGGCAGCAGGAGGAUGUUUCAUGACUGACCCUUUCAGAUAUAUUCAUCGUGUUUUCACGCCACUUGUCGCUCAUGUAUGCGACCUGCCAGAGGCCACCAUGAUCGCUGCAGUUGCUAAAAAUGCAUCCCCUCUGACUAUGGCGACCAAAGAGGAUUUUGUUGAUCCUUGGGACCUCGACAAGUUCCAGAAAGCGGCCAAAGCUCUCAAUCUGUCUGGAGUUCACAUGCCAUACUGGCGCGAUUGGAUAUAUGCAUGUCCAUCUGUCUUCCUCGCGGGUAAAAUUCUCCAUACCUGUUUCAAAUUCUUCGCCGAUCAUCCGCUAAAAUGGGUGAAGGAGGCUGUAGGAGCUUACAAGCUUGAUUCCCGCUUCAUCGUUCAGCACAAGCAGGUUGGCACACACCACUUCGUGAAAGGAAUCAUGCACAUCAAGCAAAUGACAGGCCGUGAACACCGGGAUAUACAACACACCAUCGUCGCAUCAAUUGCAGGCACUGUUCCUCCUGAAUUCAUUCGUGCAAUCUGCGCCCUUGUAGACUUUGCGUACCUCGCACAGAAUCCAGUUCAUUCGCCCCAAUCACUCCAAGCAAUGACGCAGGCACUUUCGGAUUUUCACUCUUUCAAAAACGCUAUCGUCGCUGCGGAAGCAAGGAAGGGGAAGAAGGGUGUCAAAGCCAAUUUCUUCAUCCCCAAACUCGAGCUAAUGCAGAGCUUUGAGGGUACGAUCAGGAGGUUGGGAACAUUGAUGCAGUUUUCAGCAAAUACGACGGAGCGAUUGCUCAUCACACACUGCAAGGACCUUUUUCCACGGACAGCUCAACAGAGCAAAGAUUUUACAGAACAAUGUGUUCGCAUUCUUAAUCGUCAAGAGUCGAUGGAAAUAUUUGAUUUGUAUGCAUUGCUGACUUCUCGGGGGGCGCCACUGGUCAAUGCCAUACACGCUGAAGAUGAGGAGGUCACAACUACUAAUCCUGCACUUUCCUGGGUCUCCCGCGUUCUCCCUGACGAAGUCAAAUCGGUUCACGGUCCCCGACCAGUCCGUAAUCACUUUCUAAAGGGCAUUCUUUCUGGAGACGCUCUCACCGCAUUUCAACUGAAUGUUACGCCAGAUUAUAAAUCACUCGUUGAGCACACCCACUGGGACCCCAAAUAUGGGCGCUUCCAGGCGUGGAACAAAUUAUGGCUGCAGCUUCACUUGGCCUUCCAACCACGGGUCAUCAUGCCAAGCAGAGUAGUGCAAGUGUACCCGCCGAGUGACAAUUUCCCCUUGGGCAAUUGUGACACUGUUCUCGUCGACAGCCCGGGCGCUGAUGGCAACAUGACGAGUUAUGUCACCCAAGUUCGACUGAUUUUUCAGCCGACGAUCCGAAAAGGGUCUGACCUGAAACUACCAUCAUCCCUCUCUGAUCCACUUCUCUAUGUCCAGUUUUUUCGCUUCGUUUCCCAUCCUGAAGAGCGUCCUGAACUCAUGAUGUGGACUGUGGAAUGUGCAUACACACAUGGCAAAAAUGGUAACCGCCAUCGUGAGGGAGCUGUCGUGCGAGUAACGGAUGUAACACAUGCGGUUGAAUUGAUUCCAGACUAUGGCAAGGCAGUGGACAAGAGCAUGUCCUCUGCAACAUGUUUGGAAAGCUACGAGCGUUUCUUUCUGAAUAAUUUUGCAGACAAAGAGAGUUAUCAUGCAUUCAGUACCGAGUUUGUAUAG
This is a messenger RNA of Suillus clintonianus, 2421 nucleotides long. RefSeq lists its product as uncharacterized. Bases 1 to 2421 code for a protein of 806 amino acids. Lineage: Eukaryota; Fungi; Basidiomycota; Agaricomycetes; Boletales; Suillaceae. The transcript is spliced from 6 exons. The record is from RefSeq and is a predicted model, not a curated record.